GCUCCAGGAGGUCAGGGAGAGGAAGGAGACGUCUCCGCGUUCUUUAUAUGCUAUUACGCCUUCUUCGCUGUUUUGUUCGCGGAAAGCGGCGAAUUCCCAGCGACGAUGGCGGAUUUCGACGCGAUCUACGAGGAGGAGGAAGAGGAACACGAGCAGAAUUUGGAGGAACACUACGUCGCGAUGGCGGACCCGAUCGUGAUCCGCGGAGCUGGUAACAUGACGGUAUUUUGUCUCAGUAAUCGUUUUGAAUCAGAGUUUCCUAACGGCCUCAUAUCCAGGGUGGCACCAGAAGAAUUUAAGGCAACCGUUAUGAGAAUAAAUAGUGUACUGAAAAAGACUUUACCUGUUAACGUUAAGUGGCUAUUCUGCGGUUGUGUAUGCUGCUGCUGUACCCUAGGAUGUUCUCUGUGGCCUGUCAUCUGUUUGAGCAAAAGGACUCAACACUCGUUAAACAAAUUGUUAGAAUGAAAUAGUAGGCUUUAUCAUAAACUUGGAUUACAUUGGAGAUUGGCAAAACAAAGAUGCGAUAGCUCUUCUAUGAGGGAAUAUGUAAUUCUAAUAGAAUUUAUUCCAAAGAUUCCAAUCUAUAAGCCCGACUAAGUAAACACUAUAUUAAAUUGUGCAAUUAAUAAUACAUCAAUAUAAUUUUGUGCAAUGCAACUUACAUGCAGAGAAAUGCAGAACAGAUAAAGUGCCGCUAUGAUGAAACAGGUACUUUUUCUUGGUACUUAU
Molecule: messenger RNA, 732 nt
Organism: Nylanderia fulva
Lineage: Eukaryota; Metazoa; Arthropoda; Insecta; Hymenoptera; Formicidae
Source: RefSeq, a predicted model, not a curated record